This is a messenger RNA of Elgaria multicarinata webbii, 990 nucleotides long. RefSeq names its product BCAS2 pre-mRNA processing factor (gene BCAS2). The record is from RefSeq and is a predicted model, not a curated record. Gene Ontology annotation, biological process: mRNA processing. The coding region runs from base 51 to 728 and encodes 225 amino acids. Gene Ontology annotation, cellular component: catalytic step 2 spliceosome; precatalytic spliceosome; Prp19 complex. The transcript has 7 exons. Lineage: Eukaryota; Metazoa; Chordata; Lepidosauria; Squamata; Anguidae.
AGGCGCAGUGCGAUUGAGGUUUAAGAAGCAGGCGGGUCGGUUGGAACGACAUGUCCGGGCCGGGUCUGGUGGCGGGUGAAGUCGCUGUUGACGCGCUGCCCUAUUUCGACCAGGGCUAUGAGGCGCCGGGCGUCCGGGAGGCGGCAGCGGCGCUGGUGGAGGAGGAGACGCGGCGUUACCGACCCACCAAGAACUAUCUGAGUUACCUGUCUGCGCCAGACUACAGCACUUUCGAGACUGAAAUAAUGCGAAAUGAGUUUGAACGCCUAGCAGCUCGCCAGCCCAUAGAACUGCUGAGUAUGAAAAGGUACGAGCUGCCUGCACCCUCCUCUGGGCAGAAGAAUGACAUCACAGCAUGGCAGGAAUGUGUUAAUAAUUCAAUGGCUCAGCUGGAACACCAGGCAGUUCGAAUUGAGAAUUUGGAAUUGAUGUCUCAGUACGGCUGCAAUGCCUGGAAAGUAUAUAACGAGCAUUUAGUUCAUAUGAUUGAACAGGCACAAAAAGAGCUGCAGAGUUUGAGGAAACACAUUCAGGACCUUAACUGGCAGCGAAAGAACAUGCAACUCACAGCUGGUGCUAAACUUCGAGAGAUGGAAUCUACAUGGGUGUCCUUGGUUAGUAAAAAUUAUGAAAUUGAACGAACUAUUGUACAACUGGAAAAUGAAAUUUCUCAAAUUAAGCAGCAACAUGGAGAGGCAAAUAAAGAAAACAUCCAACAAGACUUCUGAGACUUGCUACCAAACACAGAAAACAACCUCAAAUCUAUUCAUGGCUAUAGUUUUCAUUUUUACUUAUGUAUGUAGUGAUACAAAAAACAUUGUCUGUACUAGCUGAUCCCUGAGAGUUAGAACAGGAAACUGAUUACAAGGAGCAGAACUUGUUCCUCAAAAAAAUUGCUCAGUUCCCAGAUUUCUGGUAUGAAAGUCGUGGGGAUUUUGUUUUGAAAUUUUUUAAUAAUGUGAAAAUAAACAUUUUUUAACUUCUAGUAAA